Messenger RNA from Xiphias gladius (swordfish), 6447 nucleotides. RefSeq names its product FAM20A golgi associated secretory pathway pseudokinase (gene fam20a). Lineage: Eukaryota; Metazoa; Chordata; Actinopteri; Istiophoriformes; Xiphiidae. Gene Ontology annotation, cellular component: Golgi apparatus. The record is from RefSeq and is a predicted model, not a curated record. The transcript is spliced from 11 exons. The coding region runs from base 2680 to 4287 and encodes 535 amino acids. Gene Ontology annotation, molecular function: protein serine/threonine kinase activator activity.
UGUCAAACUUCUGCUUAGCAAUCAUGUUUUGCUAUGCAUCCUCCCCUUGUGUUUGUGAUUGUUGUAGUUCUUUUAUCAGCAGAGUGAAAUUUCCUGAUAUUUGAGACUUCUGGGUCAUCCAGACAGAAAUCUAGACAGACAGACAUCUGAGCCAUCUCACCCAUUUAUCUCAACAUAAGCCAUCCUGUACUUUUCAUCACAGCUCUGCCGAAUUGCACAAAUUGGUGACGCAAGACUCAGUGCCCUAUUUUUGUUUUCUUUCCAUUUUCGAUUUUGAAACCUCUUUACAUGUCCUUGCCCGCUCAUCCCUAAAAAUCGGGUUAUUUUGAGCACUGGUCUGGAUGUUUGGGCGGGGGAGGAAGCGAGCCCAGAGCCCUUUCUCGAGUUUGUUUCUCAGGGAUAAAUACAGACAGACACAGCUGGGACACUCAGGGUAAGUCAUCAAGACUGCACUUUUGCCCCCUCAGGCAUCUGUAAGAUAAGACAGCAUUAUUGAAAUCCAUCCAAUAUGUUAUGUUGAAAAUAUAUAUAUGAAAUAUCGUCUGUCAGCUGAUCUUUAGUAAUUACAUUUUCAACCAAAAGUACAUAUCUUUACAUUUUUUUGUGCAGUGGAAUAAAAACUAAGUGACAUACUUGAGCAUUUUUUAGUUUGUUGUCCCUGAUGGACCACAGAGGGAGAUUUAGUUGUGGGCUUUUUCUGCCUUAAAAGUCACUUUGAAAAUACAGUUUCAAAAGACCAUAUACAACGGACAGAAACUUAAAAUGGAAAUCUUAUUCUGGUAUGAAAAAUGUAGCCUCUGCCGGUCUAAAAGAUGUUUUUUUUGUAUUGUGCAUUUGUGUUAAAAGAACAACAAAAAGUUCUCUUGUUUUUGUAGCUGGGGUCUUUCAAGGAGAAGUAACCCACUUGGCCUGCGUGUGCAUGCGUGUGUGUGUGUCUCUGUCUGUCUGUGGAGGCAAAACAAAAGCUCUUUUACAAUCUGGCUAAAUGGCAGGUUAAAGCUGUCUUUCACUAAUUUCCAACAUCAGGAAAGGCUUCUCUUAGCCUGUUUUCUCUUCAGAGAGGGUAAAACACCCUGGAGAGCAGCUCCCAGACAUUGACACGUAAUUUUGAGAGUUCCACACAAACACAUACACACACACAUACCCAAACAGACGACAGAUGUUCUAAAAUACCACGGUAACAACAGCCCAGAUGCAGGCUGGGAAAUGCCCCGUGAGAUCCUCAUGCUUCAAUAUAAAAAUGCUUAGAGCAGACAUGGGCAACGAGCAGCGAUUGUAAUUUAUACACUGUAUGUUUUCACAGAGAGAGGCCUGUGAAUGAAGGGAGGAGCUAUUUUGCCCUGCAUAUUUCCUCAUUUGAAGUUGUGCAAGAACUGGGGUUUUUUUGGGUUUUUUUCCCCAGCAGUGCCUUUUCUGAACUUGUGUCUCCUUGUAGAUCAGCGUGUCAGGGAGAAAAGUGAGGGAUUCAAGUGCGGGAAUUGCAGCAGGAAGGAAAGUGCAGCUGGGAAUUUUCGCCUGGAGCGAGACAGACUGGAGGUUCUGUGGCAAAAAGACAGAUAAAGGAAAAGAGAAGGAAGGAGAGAGGUAGAAAAUUGACAGAGGAGCAGUGAAAAUUUGAAGCAGGGAUGAGAUGAAGCAAGGGAUGGGAGGAGGAGGAGAGAGGAUUCGAUGAGAUGAGGGAGGAGUCAAAGUGGACUUAACGAGGAGGAGCAGGGAGGAGACGAGAAGAUGACAGAGGGAAGGGAAUCUUGUCUCCACGCCUCCUUGGGGAAAAAAAAAGGGGGAUGUCAAGACAAGUCGCACACUCAUACACACCUAACACACUUCUACACAAACACCUGUAAAUCUACACAUGCGCGCUCAUAAUCUUCCUGCCAGAAAUCUGUGAGGAAGUCAGCCAAUUCACAUACGCACACGGGUGAAUGAAAACUGGACUUGGACCUACUUUUGCGAAUGCACACACACACACACACACACACACACACACAUUGCAUCAGAGUGAGAUUGCCAACUGGACGUGGUUUUCAUUCAGAUCUGCUGUGAUAAGAAGAAGUCUCCACCCCCUUCCUGCUUUCAGGGACUUCUGCUUUAACCCUCCGAGAGUGUGCGUAUCUAUGAGAGAGAGAGUGUGUUUUCUGCACCCUCAUGGCACACACUCUCAAUCUGCUAACCUGUCAUUUGAUGUUUGUGUACAUACCUGCACAGACACACCCACAAUGCACACACACAGACAUACACACAUUCCCUCUCUACUCUCUUGCUUACACACACACUUGGACACACACACACACAAACACACACACACUCCCUCGCUCUCUUGUCCUCGGAGCAGCAGGUCCCUGGAAGCAGCCAAACUGCCAGUGACUGUUGCUAACACAUGCUCGCUCUUAGCUCGGCUCUUUCUUUGGCUGCUGCCAAGGGAGGAGGAGGAGUAUGAGAAGAAGAAGUGAGGGUGGAAGGAACAGACCGAAACACACAUAGAAAAAAGAAAGAGAGAGAUUUGGACCAAGCUCUGACUGCUUACCUCGCGCCUCUGCCUGGCUGACUGUGUGGGAGACUGGAGGCUGCCUACAAGUGAUGCCUCACACACUCUGGAGCAGCACAUAGUCAGGACUUUCUAUAGGUUUCUCUGCUCUUUUUAUUUCUCUUCUCUUUCUACAUUUGCCUCUCUCUCUUGCAAUGAUGAGGAGAGACCGUCUCUUCUUAGCCGUGACGCUCAUAGCCAUCUUCUCUGCUGACCUUUACUUCAUUCUACUGCCAAAGCUACGGAGCUUGGGACGAGGAUCAAGACAGUUUUGCUCAUGCGGUCCCAACAACCUCACCCUGCCUGGCCAGGGGGGUCUCGCCACACCACAGCUCUCCAACUGGACUUCUGCAUCACCCCGGGUUGGUAUUACAGCUGACCCAGCAGAUGGAGGCUCGAAGCUGGGGAGGCUGUUUGCUCACCCUCUGUAUAACAUCCAGAUUCCGGCAGUGGGGCCGGAAGAAAGCCUGCUGCAGGUAGAGCAGUUGAUGGAGUACUACAGGAGAAAGGUGUCACGCUGGGAAAGGCAUAUGAAACUCUACAGCGAGGCAGCGGCUGUCUCCAACAUUACCGUGCCUGAACGUGAAGUGACUUUUGACCCCGACGCCAGCUGGCUGAAGUUCCACCUGGGAAUAAGCCGCUAUGCUCUGUACUCCCGCGAUGACCCUGCUAUCCCACAAUUACUCAAGGACAUGGAGGGCAUGAUUGUCAUCAGUGCAGAUUACACUCAAGAUGAGAAGGCAUUAAAAGGAGCAUGCGAUUGUACCCAAGUGGUGAAGCCCAGUGGACAUCAUCUGAAACUGGCUCUGAAAAUGCGUAACUUUGCCAAGGCUAUGUUCAAACCAAUGAGGCAGCAGAGGGAUGAGGAGACUCCAGCAGACUUCUUCUACUUUGUUGACUUCCAGAGACACAAUGCAGAGAUCGCUGCCUUUCACCUGGACAGGAUCCUGGACUUCCGGAGGGUGCCGCCAGUGGCUGGCAGGCUGGUAAACCUCACAGGAGAAGUCCUCCGAGCCACCCACAAUGAAGACCUGCGAGCUGUCUUCUUCACCUCGCCAGCGAACAACACGUGUUUCUUCGCCAAGUGCCUUUAUGUGUGUAAGACAGAAUAUGCGGUGUGUGGGAACCCUGACCUCUUGGAGGGCUCCCUGUCUGCCUACCUGCCCGGCCUCAGCAUCGCUCCCCGCAUCUCCAUCCCCAACCCCUGGAUACGAUCGUACACUUUCACCGGACGGGAAGAGUGGGAAGUGAAUCCGUUCUACUGUGACACCAUAAGGCAGCUGUAUCCAUAUAACUCCGGCAACAGGCUCCUCAACAUCAUAGACAUGUCAAUCUUUGACUUCCUUAUAGGUAACAUGGACAGACAUCACUAUGAGAUUUUUACCAAGUUUGGAGACGAAGGAUUUCUUCUCCACUUGGACAAUGCCAGAGGGUUUGGGAAGCACUCUCAAGAUGAGAUGUCCAUCCUGGCACCACUAUCUCAGUGCUGCAUGAUAAAGCGCUCCACAUUGCUGCGGCUCCAGCUCCUGGCCCAACCAGAGUUCAGGCUCAGUGACCUGAUGAGGGAGUCCCUGGAGGGAGACCCCUUACGUCCGAUCCUGACGGAACCCCACCUCUUAGCGCUGGACCGCCGGUUACAGAAGAUCCUCAGAGUGGUCCAGCGCUGCGUCCGGAGGCUGGGCAAGAACGAGGUGAUCACCAAGGACUUUUUCAAAUCCACAGCCAUUCCUCAGACUGCCACAGAGAUGAAAAAGACCAGGUAACAUAGGAUGACAGGCUCAUCCUUCCUUUUCAUACUUGAUUUUUGUACCACAGAAGACUUGAUGGUGAAGACACAGUCACCUUGUGACCUAACAAGGCUCAGAUGGUUUCGAUUUAAGGAACAAGCCAUAAAAGGAAGACGCCAUGGAAUCUCAUUGUGGUGGUUCAGAACAUGAAUCACUGCAGGCCUCAAAUUCCUAUCGCCAAGGGAGACAUACCUUUAUUUUCUUUUGCUUCUCUCAUGGUCAUAAAUUCCCCCAAGGGUGCAUUUUAUGUGAAUGCUGUUACUUUUCGUGUACACCAUGUGCACAUAGGUCAGAGUGGUUAGAAGGUUUAUACAUAUAAAUGAAGACCUUUUCAGGAACGAUUUAAGCCCAACUUCAACUGGAAAAUUGGCUGGGAGCGUAAAAACAAAACAGUAUCAGGGAAUACAGACGAUUUCAUUCAUACAUGAAGCCACAGGCGCGCUCUCAGUGUCGUACACAUCAACAUCAGCAAAGAAGUUCAUACAAGAGAGCUGUGAUGCACUGGAUAAGUUUUUGUUAUAUCAAAUUAAAACGGGUGAAUAAUAUGACUGUGGAAAGAAAGUUUUGUUUGUCGUCCAAGUGAAGUUAUACUUAGAAAAUAGUUAUUUAAUGUGAUGACUGUGCAUGUUUUGAGGAAAAGUUAUCACCUGCAAGUAACAGUGUAAGUCGGUCUGUGUGUGUUUGUGUGAGUAAAGUGCUGCCCAUUAAAUAGUCAUUUAGUUCACUCCACCCCAUUUUCCAGACUUGUAAUCCUUCUCUGUCUCAUCGGAGCGCUUAAAGAGCUUUACAACAUCACUGUCAACUAAAACAGGCUGAGAUGGAGAAACAGCAAACGUGUUAUAUCACACCACUAUAAUAAUUCUGAACCAAGCCAACUCCUCUGAGUGUGUUUUCCUCUGUGAACAUGUCUGUGCUUUGGCCUUUGUUAUUUUCUUUGUUCUUAUCCGACAGUCCUGAUCUGUUCCAGGAUCUCGGUUUGAUGUGAAGACGAAUAACAACAAAUAUUUUUAAGAGCUCUUAAGAGUUGGUGAAUCCUGCCAAAUAAAGUCAGAGGCUGAUAAACAUUCAUAUAAUAAAAUCUGCUCUCAAGCACAGGUAAAUCCCUUCAUACUACAGCAAUUAUACAGUAUAUCUUCACUAACACCUAGCAACAGGACUAAACAUUUUAAAACCCUGUCAAAAAUGAAGGAUGACCGAUUAGGAAGCGAAGGAACAGACUGAACUUUUCCAAACUCCAAAUAACUACGAGCAACUGUUUUAAAGCAGCAAUGUUGGUGUUUCCCAGAGCCAAGUACUAUUGUUAAUAAUAAAGUUUAAAACUUUUGCUCGUUAUUUGAAACUAUCACUACAUGGAAAAAUGAUCUAAGUUGUCUAAAAUCAUAAAAAUCCUCUUAAAAGGGAAAGGAAAAAAAGAUAUAACUUAGCAUUAACCAGACAAAGAAUGUGUAAAAUAAUGAGGAUUGAGACACGUAUAUUUAAAAUGUUGGUAUAAAUUAAAAAUAAAAUAGACUAUUUUUUUGCAGGAUUGAAUGAAUACCAAAGAUUGUCUGGCUUUUUUUGACUUAGGGCACCAUUAUGUUCCCCCUAGUGGACAAAUUUCGUAUUACAUCGUUUUGAACAUAUACUGGGCCAGCAGGUCUCCAAACUGUUUCUCACCCUCAGAGUCGGUCCAAUCAGUUUUUCCUCUUUCCACUCCCAAUAUUGGUGAGAAUGCAAGAAUGCCCAAAAUUCCCUUUUUAUAGUUUUCCAGUAGUGAGUAUUUAAUGCUUUUCUCUGUUUUAAAUAAAAUAUUUCUUGGAUUUGGAUUGUUGGUGACAUGAAGAUGUCAACUUGGACUCUAGGAAACUAGAAUGGACAUAUUUAACUAUGGCCUGACAUUUUAUUGACCAAACAAUUAAUAGAUUAAUGAUCAGAGAUUAAUCAAUAAUGGAAAUAAUUAUUGGUUGAAGCUGUAGGUGGAUUGUCUUCAAAACAAAUUCCACCUCAUUUAAACCAGUUACAUUAAAAGUACAGUUUUGGUAAUAAGCAUCAUGAACUCAAACCCCAUCAUCCCACCAGUAACACGGUCAAAGGUACAACACAAGUCUGAAAAAAAGAACGAAGCCUGAGACAAAGCUGAAUCAUUUUUACUUUUUU